Molecule: messenger RNA, 1561 nt
Organism: Myzus persicae (green peach aphid)
Lineage: Eukaryota; Metazoa; Arthropoda; Insecta; Hemiptera; Aphididae
Exons: 7
Source: RefSeq, a predicted model, not a curated record
AAACCUUGUAGACGAUAAUUUUGAAAACGAUUUUUUACCUUUAUCACCAGAAACUCUCGUGAAUGAUAGUUGUGAUAGUUACAACCCUAAAUUGUCUCUACCCAAUAAUUUGGAUGAAGAGAAUAACAAAAAUUGUCUUAGUGGUCGAAGAAUUAUUAAUAUUGACUACUUUUUAAAAAGUUUACAAUCAAUUAAACAUGAAUCAUUCAAUUGUAGUAUUCAAAAUCUUGCCUUUAAAUCAGAAAUAAAAAAAGGAUUUUUUUCUGAAUUUCAUUUUGAAUGCAACCUAUGCAGAAAAAAAGAAGUAAUUUUUUCCGAACAUCCAGACAAAAGUGAAUCUUUGUCUAUUAACGCUGCAAUUGUUACUGCAAUAGUAAAUACUGGUCAAGGAUUUACAAACUUAGAACAAUUUUCAUCCAUAUUAGAUAUGCCAUGUAUGAGUAAUAAGACCUAUCAAAAAUACCAUCAGUUUUUAUCCAAACAAACCGAAAAUACAGCGUGGGAAUCUAUUGAGCUGGCUGGUGAGGAAGAAGCAAGACUUGCUGUUGAAAAUGGUGACAUAAAUUGUGAUGGUAUUCCUAUGAUCACUGUUGUGGCAGAUGGUGCCUGGUCGAAACGAUCUUAUAAACAUAAUUACAACGCACCAUCUGGUGUUGCAUGUAUUGUUGGUUACCGAACAAAAAAGGUAUUGUUUAUUGGAGUUCGCAAUAAAUAUUGCAGUAUUUGUCAAAAAGCUUGUGCAAAUAAUAAAGACCCACCUGUACAUUUGUGUUACAAAAAUUGGAAUGGUACUAGUACAGCGAUGGAAGCUGAUAUAAUAGUUGAGGGUUUUCGCCAGAGUAUUCCAAUGCACAAUAUAAUUUACCACAAACUUAUUGGGGAUGGAGAUUCUAGUGUUUUAAAAAAAAUAAUUUUAGCAAAACCCUAUGGCAAUGACUUAGAUGUAAAAAAGAUUGAAUGUGCCAACCACAUACUCCGAAAUUAUCUAAAUAGACUAGUAGAUAUAGCGACUAAACGGAAAAGCUCUAGCGGUAGUGUUGUACCAGGAUUACUAAGAAAAAACUUAAAAGAAAAGCGAUUAAGACUGAGAUGUGCUGUGACAAACGCCAUUAAACAUCGUAUGAAAAUGGAUUGUCCUACAAAGUAUAAAGUUGCACUUUUAAAAGAAGAUAUAGAUAAUGGGCCAUAUCAUGUUUUUGGUUGUCAUGAUAAAUGUUCUAGUUAUUUUUGUUCUGGAAACAAACCAAGUGAAAUGAAUCUAAUUCCUGAAAUGGAACAAUGUGGUCUAUGGCAGGAUAUAAUUUCAGCGAAAAAUCUUGUUGCUCACCAUAGUGAAAGUUUAAUUUGUUUCGUAAACAAUAAUUGUGUGGAAAAUUACAAUAGUAUCGUAGCUAAGUAUACAGGGGGUAAACGAGUCAACUUUUCGUUAAGAGGAUCGUACCAGACUCGCUGUGCUACUGCUGUAACAGCAUAUAACUAUGGACCAUAUAUUCAACCAAAAGAAACAUUUCACAAGGGCCAGAUGAAGAUUAUGGAGCCGUUCAUACUGAGAGUGAAAUAA